CCGACCACACCCGAGUCCUGACGGUAACUUCCGUUCCUGGUAACGUCCGGUCCUGGUAACUUCCGGUCCUGUCCCCCUGAUAGCUGGGCUCACCUGUGAAGGGGAAGAUCCGAAACAACAGAAACCUGAAAACAGGUGAGACCGGAAAAGGCGGGUCUGUGGGAACAUACUGCAGAGGGGCACACACUGCUCGGAGAGUUGAAGGCAAUAAUUCAUAAAGAGGUUAAUCUGUGAGCGCAGGUGUGAUGGCCUCAGAGGAACAGCUCGGAACAGCAGGAGGGAGGCAACGGAGACGUAGCAGGGAGGAGCCUCCAUCAGUGUCUGAUCUCAGGCUGGUUCUGGUCGGGAAGACUGGAGUAGGAAAGAGCUCCAGUGGAAACACCAUCCUGGGAAGAGAUGCCUUCAGAGAAAUCUCCAGUCACUCGUCAGUGACUGCUGAAUGCUCCAAGAAGCAGGAAAAGGUGUUUAAGAAGAUGGUCUCUGUGGUUGACACUCCCGGCCUCUUUGACACAUUCCUGCCUGAAGACACCGUCAAGAGGGAGAUCUCCAAAUGCAUCAACAUGUCGGCCCCGGGGCCCCACGCCAUCCUGCUGGUCAUCAAGGUUGGACGCUUCACAGCAGAGGAAAGAGAUGCUGUGAAGAAAGUGGAGGAGAUCUUUGGAGAGGGUGCCUGGAGGUACACCAUCAUCCUCUUCACUCACGGAGAUGUAGUUGAGUCAGACUUUGAUGAGACUUUGGAGGAGGCAGGACCUGAGCUGCAGGAGGUCCUGAAGAAAGCUGGAAACAGGUACCACGUCUUCAACAACCUCAAAACCAACGAUCGUCGCCAAGUCCUGUUUCUGCUGGAGAAGGUGGAUAAGAUGGUGACUGACAACAGAGGAGAGUUUUACUCCAACUACACCUACCUGGAAGUUGAGGAAAUGCUGAAACGGAGAGAGUCAGAGCUCAGAGAGUUCUUCAAAAAGAAGCUGGAGGAUGAAAUUAAAGCUGUGGAGUCAGAGUACAAGAAGAAGCUGAUGGAGGCGCAGGAGGAGAAACAGCAGGUGGAGGAACAGAUGCAGUCUGAGCUGGAGGAGUUAAGGCGGUAUUAUCACACGUUAGAGAGCGGAGUCCGCCAGGUCGUGGAGCAGGUAGCCAAAGAUGACUGCUUUGAUGAAAUCCUCACCAAGUUUCACCAUACACUGAAACUGAACUGAGCUGUUUCUGACUCUUGAACAGAGCCUGCAUCAUCAGUUAUGGUGCUCUGUUCUUCACAUGGAUCAACAUACAAAACUCAGAAAAAGUCUUUACAACUAAAUUCAUAGACUUUCUUUCAGUCAGUACAGUAAUCACUGAUCACAGUCACAGAUCUAAAAUUGCUAAAAGUGAAGUAGUUCAGAUUCUGUACUACUGAAUUUGAAGCUCCAUUAACUUUUGGAAGUCAUGGAUUUCCCAUCUGUAAUAACGUAAAGUAAAUAAAUAAAUAAUGAUAAUAAAGUCAAUCAAACGGACCAAUACGGCAAGGCCGUGAAGAUACACUUGGUAAAGUAAAUCUGUUGGACAUCUUUCUUGUCCUUCAGACAAUAAUUCUGAUGGCUAAAGAACCAGGCAAAAAAAGGAAGUCAUGGAUUUCCUCUCCUACAGAGAGAAUGAGGACGAGCUUCUCUCCCCAGGCUAUUCAGGCCCUGAACCAGGUGUAGGACAGGACUGCUCUCUCAUACAUCCCGUCACCGCAUGUACCCUGUUCACUUGCACACUUCUUAUAAUUUCGUCUUAAAUUGUUAUUUGUACUCUUUUUUUUAACUGUAAAUUUCAAAGUUAAAAUCUCUAAAUUUUGUCUAAUCUGUAAAUUCUUACUAUCAUUUAAUGAUCAGGCAUUGCACAGCAAUAAGCAUUUCACCAUAUGUCGUACUGUGUAUGGUUGUGUGUGUCACAAAUAAAAUUUGAAUUUAUGCUGUC
Messenger RNA from Oreochromis aureus, 1938 nucleotides. Its product is annotated as GTPase IMAP family member 7-like. The coding region runs from base 246 to 1196 and encodes 316 amino acids. Gene Ontology annotation, molecular function: GTP binding. The record is from RefSeq and is a predicted model, not a curated record. The transcript has 5 exons. NCBI's taxonomy places the organism in Eukaryota, Metazoa, Chordata, Actinopteri, Cichliformes, Cichlidae.